CAUUUCACAUGAAUAUGAAAACGAAAGACGCAAGAAAGCGAAAGAAAAAUCUUUUCAUUUUUCCGGUAUCCGUGUUUCGCAGAAUAAAUAGAUACGAUAGACGAAAGAGAAAAACUCUAUACUGAAUAGUCACAUGCCGGAUAGGACGAAAAAGAAUGACGUAAUGAUUUCGUCUCAUCUCUAGAUAGAACACAAAAGACUAUAGACAUCGAAGUACUGAUCACAUCAACGUCAACAGCCUUUAUUAAAAGGAUCGUUCUUCUAUAUGACUUCUCAUUAUAUGUUCUUUCUUGUGCGUUUAUCAAGUGGCGCAUUCUUUUUCGUCUAUCAUAGAGUGAAAUAAAGUAAAGAGAGGCAAAAAUGACAGAUAAUUGUCUGAUUCGUCUUCUUUGUUUCUAUAGGGGGUGUGUGAUUCAUCACUAUAUGGACGCCCACCAUUUAUUUAUGUUUGUUUAGGGACUAGUGCAAUAUUACGCAGUAAAAUAACUGUACAUCUAUUUGUUAAACAAAAAAAGAAACAAAAAAUGAGUAAUUCAUAUGUUGUUGAACAGAUUUUGGCUAAACGAAUAAAUAAAAGUAGUGGCAAUGUUGAAUAUUGUUUAAAAUGGAAAGGAUAUCCGAAAUCAACUUGGGAGCCAGCAAAAAAUCUUACCAGUUGUAAACAAUUAUUAGAAGAAUUUGAAAAAAAUGAGAAUAAAGCUGAAACAUCAAAAGAUAAAUCAACAUUAAAAAAUGGCAAUGAACAUAAUGAUACAUUAAUUCGUCAUACACGUUCUCAUAAUAAAGUAUCUCAGUCAACAAUAUCAUUAAAUGGACGUCAUAAACGACAAGAAAAUGAUGAUAAUUCAGAACAUUCAUCAACAACAACAUCGAACAACAAUGUCAAAAAAGAGCCUAGUAAACGCCAUCUUGAUAAUAUACUUAAUAAUAAUAAAAAAUCUUCAACAUCAUCGUCACGAAUAGCAACCACAAGUCAUGAUCACACUAGUCAAUCUCGAAAACGGCGUUUUAUUGAAAGUAUCAACGGUUCAAAUGAUAUUGAAGAAUAUGGUGAUAAAAAAAAGAGAUCAUUGGCAAGAGUAACAUCAACACCCAUUGAUAUCGUUUCUUCAAAUGAUCCAAAUCCAUUUGAUGUGUUAAAACUUGAAUUAGAACAAAUUUUAGAUGUUCGUACAAUGAAUAGAGAUGGUACUUAUUAUUUAUGUAAAUAUAAAAAAAUGAGACCACAAUCUCAAUGGGUACAUAAAAAACAUUUAAAUUCUGUUAUGGGAAAAAUUGUCGAUUUUUGGGAACAAAAUCAUGAUAACGAUAAUCGCACUUAA
Didymodactylos carnosus is the source of this 1322-nucleotide messenger RNA. Lineage: Eukaryota; Metazoa; Rotifera; Eurotatoria; Philodinida; Philodinidae. The record is from the annotation of a GenBank genome assembly.